ACCAGUGCAGGGUUUCUGGCCCUAAACAUCUCGGCCUCCACAACGGCACUCACAACAACAAAUCCAAUGAACGAAACCAUCCCUGGAAGUAUCAGCAUCAGGAUUCUGAUCCCAAACUUGAUGAUCAUCAUCUUUGGACUGGUCGGGCUGACAGGAAANGCCAUUGUGUUCUGGCUCCUGGGCUUCCACUUGCGCAAGAAUGCCUUCUCAGUCUACAUCCUAAACUUGGCCCUGGCUGACUUCCUCUUCCUCCUCUGUUGCAUCAUAGCUUCCACGCAGAAACUUCUCAAGAAUUCCUCCCCCAAAAUUACCUUUCUCAUUUGCCUUUACACCUUCAGGGUGAUUCUCUACAUCGCAGGCCUGAGCAUGCUCAGUGCCAUUAGCAUUGAGCGCUGCCUGUCUGUCCUGUGCCCCAUCUGGUAUCGCUGCCACCGCCUAGAACACACAUCAACUGUCAUGUGUGCUGCAAUCUGGGUCCUGUCCCUGUUGAUCGGCAUUCUGAAUAUGUAUUUCUGUGGUUUCUUAGAUANCAAAUAUGUAAAUUACUAUGGGUGUCUGGCAUCAAACUUCUUUACUGUUGCAUACCUGAUGUUUUUGUUUGUAGUCCUCUGUGUGUCUAGCCUGGCUCUGCUGGCCAGGUUGUUCUGUGGCGCUGGCCGGAUGAAGCUUACCAGAUUGUACGUGACCAUCAUGCUGACCAUUUUGGUUUUUCUCCUCUGCGGGUUGCCCUGUGGCUUAUACUGGUUCCUGUUAUUCUGGAUUAAGAAUCGUUUUGCUGUAUUUGAUUCUAACUUUUAUCUGGCAUCAACUGUCCUGAGUGCUAUUAACAGCUCUGCCAACCCCAUCAUUUACUUCUUCGUGGGCUCAUUCAGGCAUCGGUUGAAGCACCAGACCUUCAAAAUGGCUCUCCAGAAUGCACUGCAGGACACUCCUGAGACAACUGAAAACAUGGUAGAGAUGUCAAGAAGCAAAGCAGAGCCAUGAUGAAGAGCCUCUGCCUGGACCUCAGAGGUGGCUUUGGAGUGAGCACUGUCCUGCUGCACUUGACCACUGUCUACUCUCCUCUCAGCUUACUGACUUGACAUGCCUCAGUGGUCCACCAACACCUUCAACAACUCUCCAUUGAUUUAGUUUUUCUAACUCUCCCAAGUAAUAGCAUUAAUCAGGAAGUAUCAUGUCUGCAUCUUUCUUGGCAUUAAUCAAAUUCUCAAACUAACUUCCUCUGAAGCUUUCUUGCUGUUUCUUUGGAACUUUUGUUGCCAUGGAACAAGCCCAGGUCCAGAACCAUGACUCUCUUAUCUGUGAUGGUUCUGUACCUGAAUGUAAAGACAAAGGAGCCAAGAGAUGAUCCUGUCCAUUCCCCAAAUAUCACCGAGAGAGCUAGUCUCCCAGGAUUGCAGACAAGCCUGUGAGCACAGGUAAGACCACCACUUCUGCUCAAAGGGACAUGCCUGGAACUCUCAGGACACAGGUACAGAGGAGCAUCCUGGGACAACAUACUUCUACUUUCCAACUGCACCCCAGAGCUGACACUUUGCCAAAGCUCUCCAUUCCCAAAUUCCUCCAAGAAAGAACUGGUCUCUCAGGAGUACUGAAGCACAGGCUUGCAAGAAGGAAAAGCCACAGUCAGAGACAGCAAGACCAACUAUCACCAGAGAUAACCAGAUGUCAAGCGGCAAGGGCAAAAACAUAAGCAAUAGAAACCAAGGCUACUUAGCAUCAUCAGAGCCCAGGUCUCUUAACACAGUGAUCCCUGGAUACUCCAACACACCAGAAAAGCAAG
Molecule: messenger RNA, 1783 nt
Organism: Mus caroli (Ryukyu mouse)
Lineage: Eukaryota; Metazoa; Chordata; Mammalia; Rodentia; Muridae
Source: RefSeq, a predicted model, not a curated record